AUGUAUGGUAACUUUAUUUUAUUUUAUCCAUUUGUGCAGAAUGAAAUGCUGGAGGAAGGACAUGAGUACGCUGUGAUGCUUUACACUUGGAGAAGCUGCUCCAGAGCCAUUCCCCAGGUGAAAUGCAACGAGCAGCCCAACAGAGUGGAGAUCUAUGAGAAAACCGUGGAGGUGCUAGAACCUGAAGUGACCAAGCUCAUGAAGUUCAUGUACUUCCAGCGGAAAGCCAUAGAACGUUUCUGUAGCGAAGUGAAGCGUCUGUGUCACGCCGAGAGAAGGAAGGACUUUGUGUCUGAGGCCUACCUGCUCACUCUGGGAAAAUUCAUCAACAUGUUUGCAGUGCUGGACGAACUGAAGAACAUGAAGUGUAGCGUUAAGAACGAUCACUCUGCCUACAAAAGGGCAGCUCAAUUCUUGAGGAAGAUGGCCGACCCUCAGUCCAUCCAGGAGUCCCAAAACCUCUCCAUGUUUUUAGCCAACCACAACAGGAUCACUCAGUGCCUGCAUCAACAGUUGGAGGUGAUUCCUGGCUACGAGGAGCUUCUGGCAGACAUAGUCAACAUCUGUGUAGACUAUUAUGAGAACAAGAUGUAUUUAACACCCAGUGAGAAACACAUGCUGCUAAAGGUGAUGGGCUUUGGUCUGUACCUGAUGGAUGGGAACGUGAGUAAUAUCUAUAAACUCGACGCCAAAAAGAGGAUCAACCUGAGCAAGAUUGACAAGUUCUUCAAACUUCAAGUGGUGCCUCUUUUUGGAGACAUGCAGAUAGAGCUCUCCCGCUACAUCGAGACGAGUGCCCAUUAUGAAGAGAACAAAUCCAAGUGGACGUGCACCCAGAGCAGCAUCUCCCCGCAGUACAAUCUGUGCGAGCAGAUGGUGCAGAUCAGGGAGGACCACAUCCGCUUCAUCUCGGAGCUGGCGCGCUACAGCAACAGCGAGGUGGUGACGGGCUCGGGCCUGGACAGCCAGAAGUCCGACGAGGAGUACAGAGAGCUGUUCGACCUCGCUCUGAGGGGUCUGCAGCUGCUGUCCAAGUGGAGCACGCACGUCAUGGAAGUUUACUCGUGGAAGCUGGUCCAUCCCACAGAUAAAUUCUGUAACAAGGACUGUCCUGGCACGGCGGAGGAGUACGAACGAGCCACGCGAUACAAUUACACCAGUGAGGAGAAAUUUGCCCUGGUGGAGGUCAUUGCCAUGAUCAAAGGACUACAGGUUUUGAUGGGCCGAAUGGAGUCAGUGUUUAACCAGGCCAUCAGGAACACCAUCUACGCAGCGCUGCAGGACUUUGCCCAGAUGACCCUCAGAGAGCCUCUGCGCCAGGCUGUACGCAAGAAGAAGAACGUCCUCAUCAGUGUUCUUCAGGCCAUUCGAAAGACUGUCUGUGACUGGGAUGGGGCGAGGGAACCUCCAAAUGACCCCUGCCUGAGGGGGGAGAAGGACCCCAAAGGUGGAUUUGACAUCAAAGUGCCCCGUAGGGCUGUAGGACCCUCUAGCACACAGCUGUACAUGGUGCGCACCAUGCUGGAGUCAUUGAUAGCAGAUAAGAGUGGCUCCAAGAAGACUCUCCGCAGCAGCCUGGAUGGACCCAUAGUGACGGCCAUAGAAGACUUCCACAAACACUCCUUCUUCUUCACACACCUGCUCAACUUCAGCG
Notothenia coriiceps (black rockcod) is the source of this 1654-nucleotide messenger RNA. RefSeq names its product cytoplasmic FMR1-interacting protein 2. The record is from RefSeq and is a predicted model, not a curated record. Gene Ontology annotation, molecular function: small GTPase binding. The transcript has 12 exons. Gene Ontology annotation, biological process: regulation of actin filament polymerization. The annotation marks the transcript as partial. Lineage: Eukaryota; Metazoa; Chordata; Actinopteri; Perciformes; Nototheniidae.